AUGCUAGUAAAACGUGAACUCUUCAUGCACGGUACUCAUCACCGCCAGGUUCUGUUCAGUCAGGGCAUGGUCCACUGCUACAACAUCAUCGCACACACACUCACGUAUGCAUGGACUCACACACACGUGAUGUCAUCCACAUGCACAGAGUGAAGUCCACUUGGGAGGAGGAUGCCACGGCAUAAACUCAUCGCAUCUGAAAGUGACGUGAGCAUUGAGGUGGAUGUAGGGAAGGAUAAUGAAUUCAGCCUUUACUACGUGGAAGUGGAGGAAAACUCUCAGGGAGGUCAGGAGAAGCAGACAACGCGAGAUGGCAAACGGAGAAGAGAGAGAAAUGGUGAAGUGAGCAGGAGAAGAGCUUCAGAGAAGAGAACAACUGAGGUGGACACUAAAAGAGCAGAGAAGAAACAUGAGAAACGCCACAAAACAGCAAGGAAAGAGGGUGAGAAACAUGAAAAAAGGCAAAGAAGAAAGAAUGCAGAUGAAGAGGAGGCUGAGGAAGAAUCCAAUAAAGAGAAAAAGAACAUUAAAAAUGAAAGAACCAAGACACUGAGACGUGAUGAUGAGAAGGAAAAAGAUGUGAAGAAAAAGAGAAAGAAGCAUGUUAAAAAUGAGGAGGACAAUGCAAAUUCUGGAAAGACAAAACAGAAAGAUUGUCAUGACAUGCCACUGAAGGAAAAGAAAAAGAAAAGAAAGAAGCCAGAGACUACCUCAGAAUCUGAGUCCAAAUCUGAAUCGGACUCUGCCCCCGAGUCAAAGGACAAUCAGGCAGUGGGAGUUUUGGGUUCUCUGACCCCAGAGGAGCUGGAAAAGUUAAAAGAAGCAGUGGAUGAAAGGAAAAAGCUAAUCGCCACAAUGAGAGGAAAACCCUGGCCCAUGAAGAAAAAACUAGUUGUCCUUAGGGAGUCACAGGAGUUUGUGGAGAAAUAUGAAGGGGCUCUGGGAAAAGGCAAAGGCAGGAAACUCUACGCCUACAAGGUCAUGAUCAUGAAGAAAUGGAUGAAGUUUCAACGUGACUUUGAGAACUUCAAGACUGCCUGCAUCCCAUGGGAGAUGAAGAUAAAGGAAAUAGAAAGUCAUUUUGGUUCAUCAGUUGCCUCUUACUUUAUAUUUCUGAGGUGGAUGUAUGGCAUCAAUAUGAUUUUAUUUGGACUGACGUUUGGGCUAGUAAUGGUUCCAGAGGCUCUUAUGGGGAAACCAUAUGGUAGUAUACCCAGGAAGACAGUGCCCAGAGAGGAAGAGGCCAGUGCUAUGAAUUUUGCAAUCUUAUGGGAUUUUGGGGGCUAUGCUAAGUACUCUGUCCUCUUCUAUGGCUACUACAAUAGCCAGCGGGCCAUUGGGUGGCUCAAAUUCCGCUUGCCCCUGUCCUACUUCCUGGUGGGAGUGGGUACAGUGGCAUAUAGCUACAUGGUGGUAAUCAGGACUAUGGCCCGCAAUGCCAAUGAAGAAGGUGGCGGAGAUGACACCAGCUUUAAUUUCAGUUGGAAGACAUUUACUAGUUGGGAUUACCUCAUUGGAAAUCCUGAGACAGCAGACAACAAGUUUGCUUCCAUCACCACUAGUUUUAAGGAGGCCAUUGUGGAGGAGCAAGAGAGCAGAAAAGAUGACAACAUCCACCUGACACGAUUCCUUAGAGUGCUGGCCAACUUCCUGGUGCUCUGCUGUCUGGCAGGGAGUGGGUACUUGAUCUACUUUGUAGUACGCAGGUCUCAGAAGUUUGCUCUGUUGGGACUGGAGAACUACGGCUGGUGGGAGAGGAAUGAGGUGAACAUGGUGAUGUCUCUGUUGGGAAUGUUCUGUCCGAUGCUGUUCGAUGUGAUCAGCACUUUAGAGAACUAUCAUCCACGCGUUGCCCUCCAGUGGCAGCUGGGACGCAUAUUCGCCCUUUUCCUGGGGAACCUCUACACGUUCAUCAUCGCUCUCAUGGAUGCCAUCCAACUAAAGAGGGCAGAAGAGGAGAUUGUAAAGAAGAAUAUGACAAUCUGGCAGGCUAACCUGUACAAUGGGACUGUGCCAGACAACUCAACUGCUCCUCCGAUCACAGUGCACCCUGCUGAUAUUCCCAGAGGGCCUUGCUGGGAGACAAUGGUUGGACAGGAGUUUGUACGUCUCAUCAUUUCUGAUACAAUGACGACUUACAUCACACUGCUUAUUGGGGAUUUCCUCCGUGCCGUACUGGUGCGAUUCCUAAACAACUGCUGGUGCUGGGAUCUGGAGUAUGGCUUUCCGUCCUAUUCAGAGUUUGACGUCAGUGGAAAUGUUCUGGGGCUGAUCUUCAAUCAGGGAAUGAUCUGGAUGGGGGCAUUCUACGCUCCAUGUCUUCCAGCAUUAAAUCUUCUCCGGCUUCACGUGUCCAUGUACCUGCAGUGUUGGGCGGUGAUGUGUUGUAAUGUGCCUCAGGAACGGGUCUUCAAAGCUUCAGGCUCCAAUAACUUCUACAUGGCCAUGCUGCUGGUCAUCCUCUUCCUCUCUACACUGCCAGCUAUAUACACCAUUGUCUCCAUUCCUCCCUCUUUUGACUGUGGACCUUUCAGUGGGAAAACCCGCAUGUUUGAUGUGAUUCAGGAGACCCUGGAGUCAGACUUCCCUGCCUGGUUCGGUAAAAUGUUCAGUUACGCCUCGAACCCCGGACUGGUGCUGCCUUUUCUUCUGCUCUUGGUUCUUGCGAUUUAUUAUCUGCAGUCCACUUCUAAAACAUACAAAAGGGUAAACAUGGAGCUGAAAAAGAAACUUCAAACACAAAAUGAGGAAAACAAGAAAAAGAACAAACUUGCCGCCUUAAAAGCAGCCAAUGAGCUGGAGCAGGCAAGGAAAGCAGGAGAACAACGCAGCAGCAGCGCCUCCGAUUUGGGAGUGAAUGAAGAGAGCAGCAGCAUAGAUGAAGCAGGCCAUCACAGACAAGCUGGACAGAACGGUCGUUUUAUUCACCCUUCACAGAGUCAGCAUACUCAAAACUCUGAACCUCCCGUCUCCUCGACCCACACAACUACCAGACCCCCUGCAUCCCGGGGCCACACAUCAUCUGGACAUCUUCCAGGUCACCCACAGCAGCCACAGAAAAACUCUCACUCAAACAGGAGAUAAACAGCACAGAUGUAAACAGAUAAAUAGAUGCAUCUGUUUGUUGCAUGCACAACAUUUGGCACUUAUAUGACCAUUUGGAUUUCUUGCUGAUACAGUAUAAAUCCUGUGCCCAGGCCUGCAGCACAUAUCAUGAAUGUCACAGUGAAUCUCAAGGGCUUGGUAGCUAUGUAACUCUAGAAUGAUAAGUAUCUCUGUGAAAGAGAAAUGAUUGCUCUUGUUACACACAGGCCAAACUAGGGUCAAACUAUCUCUUGAUUUGUUGUUUUUUAUAUUUAUUGUUUAGUUUUAGAAAUAUUUGCUUGAUUGUUGGUUUACAUGCCAAUUGCAACUAGUUAUUAAACUACA
Messenger RNA from Sinocyclocheilus anshuiensis, 3429 nucleotides. It is a transcript of the gene tmc1, whose product is annotated as transmembrane channel-like 1. Gene Ontology annotation, biological process: vestibular reflex; detection of mechanical stimulus involved in sensory perception of sound. The record is from RefSeq and is a predicted model, not a curated record. Gene Ontology annotation, cellular component: plasma membrane. Gene Ontology annotation, molecular function: mechanosensitive monoatomic ion channel activity. Lineage: Eukaryota; Metazoa; Chordata; Actinopteri; Cypriniformes; Cyprinidae.